This is a messenger RNA of Lethenteron reissneri (Far Eastern brook lamprey), 2150 nucleotides long. RefSeq names its product mitochondrial ribosomal protein S35 (gene MRPS35). Gene Ontology annotation, molecular function: structural constituent of ribosome. NCBI's taxonomy places the organism in Eukaryota, Metazoa, Chordata, Hyperoartia, Petromyzontiformes, Petromyzontidae. The record is from RefSeq and is a predicted model, not a curated record. Gene Ontology annotation, cellular component: mitochondrial small ribosomal subunit. Gene Ontology annotation, biological process: mitochondrial translation.
GGCCCGAGGAUCCGGUUCCGGCGUAGUCGUGACAAUGGCGGCCUCCAUGCUGAGGCGUGCGGACCGCGCUUCGCCCAGACGUCUCCUCCUCCUUCGCCUCUCUCCUCCUCCUCCCCACGCCGACAUCUCCCUGCCCCUGCGGCUCCUCGCGCGGGGUCUCGCGGCCUCCUCGCCCCCCUCCUCGAGUAGCGGCAGCAGCAGCAGCAGCAAGAGGAAGUCGCCCUUUCGUAAAGGUGGGGAGGGAUUUUCCAAAGGAGCACGCCAGCCAGAGAAAUGGAGGCUCAGGCUAGAGAAUGCUACGCUGCGGAGCGAGAGAAUGAAGCCAGACCAGGACUGGAGCAAUGUCUACGCCACGGCCGCCUCCUUCAAACCGGCGGCCGUGCCGCUGCCUCUCCGCAUGGGAUACCCGCUGCGGAACGCGGCUCCCCCAGACAAGUGGGGAAACCUGGAGCUCAUUAAGGUCGCAAAUUUUUUGCAUCUUACCCCACCGGCCAUCGAGAAACAUUGUGCCGCCCUGAAAGAGUUUUGCACGGAGUGGCCGGCCGGUCUCGACUCGGACGAGAAGUGUGAGGAGUACUUCCCCCUGGAGGUGAAGAGCACGGACUACGUGUCAGCGGGGCCCUCCAUACGCAACGCCAACGCCCGCGUCGUCACCCUCUCCGUCCGGCUCUCCAGCCUGAAGUUGGACGACCACGCGAGAAAGAAGCUUGUCAAGCUGGUGGGAGACCGCUACGACAAAGCGACCGACGUUCUCACCAUCAGGACGGAGAGGUGUCCUGUUCGGAAACAGAACCACGACUACGCAAUGUAUCUGUUGACCAUCCUCUACUACGAAUCUUGUAAAGUGGAGCCGUGGGAGGCCGAGAAGACGGAUGCCGACCAGGAGGAGUACGUGUGGGAGAAGAGCCCUUCCGAGCGCAACCUGUCCCAACUGCUGUCGCGAAUUCGGCAGUCGCGUGGCAAUGCGGAGGAGGAGGAGGAGGCGGCGGCGCCGGACGACGUGGAGAGCUACAGGAGAACGGUGACGGAGCUCAAGAACCUGGGCGACACGGAGGACAGGAUCGCGGCCUACAAGGAUUCCGUGAAGAGGCUCCUGCGGCUGAGGGCUCGGUAGUCGCGAGUGACGGCCUGUCCUCCUGCAACGCGGCAGCGUUUGCGUUCCUGAAAGAACGGUGCGUGAUUGGAAAGGAUCGCGUCGUGAUGAAUAACACUGGUCAACACACUUUUUCUGGCAUAAGGUAUUCCAACGGUUUUAAGGUAAUUUUGGGGGGUGCUGAUUCCAAAUCUGGCAUCAGUUUUUGUCUAUCACAUCACAAUAAAAACUACAGAAGAAAAAUAUUAAAUAAAUGUGGAUAUCUACAUAAAAUGAUAUUAUAAACACACUAUCCUAAAAAUACAGCACCAUAUUUUAAAACUAAAGCAGUCACUGACUCGCAACAACUUGCAAUCAUAAGUGACAGAGUUAAUUUCGGGUAAAAUCAAUGAAAAUGGGGUAUGCCGAUAGCAUAAAAAUGAGAUGUGAUAUAGCAAAUCUGAGAUCAGAUUUUGAAUCGGCACCCUGAAAUUGGUCUAAACAGCUGCAAAAGUCCAGGCCAGAAAAAAUGUGUUUUUGUUGACCAGUGUAAUAUAUAUUGUAGGGUAAGGCACGGGUCCGUGAGAACACGUGAUACGCGUACGCAGGCCGAACAAAGACUUCAGGGCGCGUGGGUAGCAUCUAGAAGUAUCCAGCAGCAUCCCGAUUUGUGCGAUGCUACGCCGAGGCGGCCGUACAACUGCUUACUGCAUACUCGUGCGACUUAGUUCCGUUCACUCAAUCGCGUUAUAAAAAAUGUGUUCCCUAAUACAAUCAUCGCGUUAUGUAUCCCAAUUCGCGUUAUGAAUGCAGCGGCCUCUGAUGGCUUCAGGGGUCACGUAAACCCUUGACAACGUGUACCAAUGGAAACCGUUUGAUUCUUAUGCACGCGAUUCCAGUCCCGUGUAACGUGCGCUUAAUAAUUGAUAUCAACUGGUGGCAUCCUUGCUACACCUCUGCUACGCGUACCACGUUGUGUACGUGAAUGGUUUAUUGUCACUUUGUACAAGACGAUGCUUGCAAUUGAAAGGUAGAAAAUGCAUUUACAUUCGCUGGAGCGAUUAAACUUUUGACUGAA